Pelobates cultripes (western spadefoot toad) is the source of this 10377-nucleotide messenger RNA. Lineage: Eukaryota; Metazoa; Chordata; Amphibia; Anura; Pelobatidae. The record is from the annotation of a GenBank genome assembly.
AUGGAACUCAAGUAUGCGUUGCAGCUUCCAAGUAAACCAGAGGUACGUCGGAUGCACAGAGACACUGCGCACGCAAAUCCUGAACAGGAAGAAUCAGUCUGUAAUUGAAGACACCGGAAAAACAGUGGGUAUUCAAUUUUUGAAAGAAAGGUAGCAAGAUGAACUGGAUUACAGUAACUGAGGAAGCCCCCCAAGAGGGGUGAAACGCGUUUUUCACUUUGAAAGGACUUACCAUACAUUCUGUAAGGACGUUUUAUUCUAACAUUUAUUGUUUUAAAUACUUUUAUGCAUAGUUUGGCGAAAUAAAGCACUUUGAAAAUUACUGGAAUGGUGACUGCUAUCAAUGGCCGUAUAACACUACAACAUACAGAAGAGGGAGUGAGACCCUGAACAAUCCCACAAUGCUUAGAGUUUGAGCCAAAUCCACUGGCUCUACACUUGUGAGUGUAAAUACCUGUUUAAAUUUACUUUUAUUCUCAUAUUCAGACAAUAUUGCACCUGUGUUUGUUUUCCUUGUUUCAAUUAUAGGACUACAUUCCUUGAAGCUAAAAGCAUUCAGAGCUAUAUGUAAGAUACUCCGCCUUGUUUGUAUUAGCAUUAAGCACCUCUUUUUUUGGACAGAAUUGUCCAAAAAUCGCAGGAGCUGUUCUUCCACCCCUUUCCAAGCCAGUUUUGUGAAUGGGGAGUUUCAACUUUUGGGAAAGGUUUCAUAUGAAAGUAUUGAAUGAUGUCUUGAAAGUUGACAUGGGCCACUUAAGUUCGCAUAAAAAGCCUUCAGUGAAUGGCCCUGUGACUAUUGCAUACCUCAGUUUAUAUAUACUAUAUAUAUAUAUAUAUAUAUAUAUAUAUAUAUAUAUAUAUAUAUAUAUAUAUAUAUAUAUAUAUAAAUGAGGCUGUGGUAAAAGUUGCCUGACUCUCUUACAUCUUAUCAAGUGAAUGUGUUUUGGCAUUUAUAUAUUUCUGAACCUAUUCAUGGAGCUUUUUACCACAUUAAUUCUGACCUCUAAAUAUACAUCCUUCAGAGGCAACUUAAACUGACCAUGGAUAUUCUGGACAUGUAUGGCAAUAAAUUCAGGUGAGAUGCACUUUCCCUCUUAAACUGUUCCUUUAUACUAACUUAAAGGGGCACUCUACCCAUUAUAUACUCUACAGUGUUCUUAAUUGCUUUUGAUGCCAGGAAUCCCCAUGCACCAUGCCCAAGUACGUAGUCAAAUGAUCUUGAAAGGGUUUUACAAUUACUUAAGAUCUGCAGUCAAACCUCCUUUUCAGAUAUGCCUAUAACAGAUGUUCCACUUCCAUCUUUGACAUAUCAGUUUCAUUGGCUGAAUGUCAGUUAAAGCGCACUGACAAUGAGUUACAGCCAAAUGGGAAAAACAUCUGCCACUAAAGUGGACUUAGGUACUUCUCAUUUAGUGACAUGUGAAGAGGGGGGCAGACUGAAGAUGCCUCGGGGACUCAGUUUAAGUUCAAACCAUAGUGGUUAUGGUGUUUAAAUUGCCACAUUAGUAUCUGUAGAACUGAGCUACUCAAACUUUCCCUCAGAUUACAUUACUAGUAGAUCAACUAUUUUAUGUACCUCUGUUCUUUCUUUCAGUAUUUCACAACUCUUCUCAGCUCUGACCUUUAUUACAAAGCACCCUUCUACUCAACAUUAUUAUUUUAUUUUUUGGCAAUUUAUAAUUUUUAAUUUCUUACAGGAAAUAAGGAAUACAUAGGAAAAGUAACAUCACCUUAGUAGGCAAAAAGGUCACACUGUUGGUGCAAUAUAAGCAUUAUGAUGCACUGCAUACAGUGAUGUCAUGAUAAUCUUAUUACAUUAAAUGUCCGCAUAUGUAGUUUAUGCAUAAGAUCAACACAAUGCACUACUCACUUAUUACAACGAUAUCACCAGUAAAAGUGACUUUUUUUGCAUUUUUCAUGCACAAACAGCACUUACACGGACGAUAUUAUUGCUGUGAUACUUUUUACUGUUUUGAAACACAACUAUUUGUGUUCAGUACCCCUCAUGUACAGGUUUUAUGGUGUUUUCAAAAGUUACAGCGUCAAAUAUAAGGCUUGUGUUUCAUUUUUUUCACAUUAAAAUUCGCCAGAUUGGUUACGUUGCCUUUGAGACCCUAUGGUAUCCCAAGAAUGAAAAAAUUACCCCUAUGAUGGCAUACCAUUUGCAAUAGUAGACAACCCAAGGUAUUGCAGACAGGGUAUGUCCAAUCUUUUUUAGUAGCCACUUAGUCACAAACACUGGCCAAAAUUGGCAUUUUUUGCAUUUUUCACGCACAAACAAAUACUAACGCUAACUUUGUCCAGUGUUUGUGACCAAAUGGCUACUAAAAAAGACUGGACAUACCCCAUUUGCAAUACCUUGGGUUGUCUACUAUUGCAAAUGGUAUGCCAUUAUGGGUGUAAAUUUUAUUCCUGGGCUACUGUACAGUCCCAAAGGCAACGUAACCAAUCUGGCGAAUUUCAAUUUCAAAUGUAACAUGCUAUAUUUGACCUUGUAACUUCCCAAAACACCAUAAAACCUGUACAUAGGGGGUACUGUUUUACACGUGAGACUUUGCUGAAUACAAAUAUGUGUAUUUUAUUGCAGUAAAAGCAAACAGUAUUAUGACAUUCAGUUAAAAUGUUAUGUAGAACUAAAAAAAAUUAAAAAGAAAUUCCCAUUUUUUUCAUAUUAAUUUAUGUUUCAUAGCUAAAUAUUUGAUAUUAAAUGAAAGCCCUGUUUCCCCUGAAUAAAAUGAUAUAUAAUAAGUGUGGGUGCAUUUAAUAUGAAAGAGGUGAAUUACGGUUUGACAGACAUGUAACGCAAAUGCCAGGUUUUGUUUACAUUUUGUUUUGUUCACAACGUUUACAUUUGGCUCAGUCCUUAAGGGGUUAAUAGCUUGCUAGACCCUGCAAGAGCCUCCUGUAUGUGAUUAAAGUUCAAUUUAGAGAUUGAGAUACAAUUAUUUAAGGUAAAUUACAUCUGUUUGAAAGUGAAACCAGUUUUGUUUUUCAUGCAGGCUCUGUCAAUCAUAGCCAGGGGAGGUGUGGCUAGUGCUGCAUAAACAGAAACAAAGUGAUUUAACUCCUAAAUGACAGUGUAUUGAGCAGUGAAAUUGCAGGGGAAUGAUCUAUACACUAAAACUGCUUUAUUUAGCUAAAGUAAUUUUAUUUGACUAUAGUGUUCCUUUAAGAAUCUCUAAAUUUGCCUCUAAACUCCACCAAGUAACUGCCUGAAUUGCCAUUAUGAGGCAAAUCCAGUUUUUCCUAUUUUUUUUAUUUACAUAUAUUUAAUUUAUAUGAUAUCAUUUCAUCAUAAACGGAACACGCUAGCAUUAGGAAUACAAACAUUUAUUCCUAAUAUUAGUGUUUUUUUACUCAUUGAGGCCCCCAGGAACAUGACUUAUCUAUUCUCCUUUAUUAUGACCUUGGCCACCACUUCUUCCCUGGUUGAGGUCAUCAUUACUGAUAAUCUUGGCCAAUCCAGUGCUUCAACAUAGGAGUCAUUUGGGGGACUAGUGUGUAUGUGUGGCAAUUGCCAAGCUGCGCUAAUCAUCAUCUCAUCAUAGAGAUGGAUUGACAAAAUACAUAUAUGUGUAGAGUUGAGCAUUCAGCAUCUUAAUGCAGAAUGUAAAUAUGCUAAUUGUUGGUUCUGCAGAUAUUGCAGGGCACGAGCAGGAAGCCCCUCUAGUGGCUGUCUGUGUGACAGCCAUUAGAGGAGGUUAUAGGAGGCUAUGUAAACACUGCUGUUUGCAUUCCAACAACUAUAUUAAGCGUACUGGUUCUGGUGCUUAGAUACCUUUGAGCUAUAUAAAAUAUGCCAGAUAUAUGAGUAAAAGAAUACGCACCACGUGAUGCUUUUAGUGCUUAUGUUAGUGAAAGUUAUAGAGAAUUGCCUUUAAUUAGUAAUACAAUAUUGCUCUAUAUUAUAUCAUUUAUUGAAAUAAAAUCUUUAUGUAAUUUACCAAGCCAACUAGCAAGUAGAACCCUGUAUGUGUUGAAUGCAUGGCUGAUGGCUCCCUCGUACUGCUCACAUUGCCAGUCUUUCACACUUAGCAGAAGUAGUUUUAGAAUACAUGGUUUGAACAUUUGAUUUUCUCUGUGCUGCAAUAUUGGCAUUUCAUAUCUACUUGACUGCUGCUGCCUACACCAUUACCUUGAUAACAAGCAUUAUUCUGGAAGUCAUUGUGGGUCAUGAAAUAGGUUAAGGAAGGGGAUGAGUAAAGGAUAGAGUGGCAGUUAAACACAUUUUAGUGACUGUUGUGUUUAGUUCUUGAAAUGUCACACCUGAAACAGUGCAUGGAAUCUUAAGGAUCAAGAAUAUUCCGAUUUUUUUCCCCAGAAAUAUAUAUUAGAAUUGUUUGCUUCUUACACUUUUUUUCUGGUUAAUAUAAGUAUGCACUUAAACACAGAAUAAUUCUGGUUUUGUAUUUUACAGAAUUAACAUUGUGAAUGUAUGUGUCUGACCAAUAGUGAACAUGUGGAGGUAUAUAUUUCUUCAUCAUUCCAUUACGGUUUUUGAUAAAUAAUUGUGCACUCUUGAUAUAUGUAGUAAUGGAUUUAGAUCAACCGGGUAGUGUUUUGAAACUACAUAAUAUUAAAGAUAAUACCCAUUCAAACAUCUUAGUUGAAAGGGACAUUCCAGACAGGGUUCAUUUAGUCUUUUAUUAUCCUGUGGAUUACCGGUUGGGUGUUUCUCUAUAUACAGUGUGAAGUUAUUUAUGGAUAAAUAGAGAAGUGUGUAGAUAUAUUUGCAGAACAGACAAUGCUAAUAAUGCAGAAAUACAAGAGUGCUUUGAUUAAAGGACCACUCUAGGCACCCAGACCACUUCAGCUUAAUGAAGUGGUCUGGGUGCCAGGUCCUUCUAGGGUUAACCCAUUUUUUUAUAAACAUAGCAGUUUCAGAGAAACUGCUAUGUUUAUGAAUGGGUUAAGCCUUCCCCCUAAUUCUCUAGUGGCUGUCUCAUUGACAGCCACUAGAGGCGCUUGCGUGCUUCUCACUGUGAUUUUCACAGUGAGAGCACGCCAGCGUCCAUAGGAAAGCAUUGAGAAUGCUUUCCUAUGCGACGGGCUGAAUGCGCGCGCAGCUCUUGCCGCGCGUGCGCAUUCAGCCCAGGAGGAGGAGAAGAGGAGGAUCGGAGGAGGAGAGCUCUCCGCCCAGCGCUGGAAAAAGGUAAGUUUUUACCCCUUUCCCCCUUCCAGAGCCGGGCGGGAGGGGGACCCUGAGGGUGGAGGCACCCUCAGGGCACUAUAGUGCCAGGAAAACGAGUAUGUUUUCCUGGCACUAUAGUGGUCCUUUAACCAAGCAAAUGAAUUCAUACAGACUACAUUUAAUUCUGUAUGCAUAUGAGAAUGUUCUUCAUGUGCCAUAAUAUGUGAAUUACACCGACUGCUAACAAUUCUGCCCACAAGAGACCUUUUCAAGUGAUAGAGCCAAGUCAUCUUUUCCUUAUUUAUUCAGUGUGACUCAUAAGUAAUGUUCAGGGGCAUGAAUAUGUACAUAGAAAAAUUCCAGCAGUCCUACUGCACUAUUUGUUUGUAGUCUACUUUCAUCAUUAUUUAGGUGUUGUGAUCUUGUCGCCUGCCUGGUUAAUACUCAAGUACAACAUCUGAACUCAGCUGUCAACAUAAAAAGACACUAACUUAACUGAAGACUAGUUAUCCAACUCUUGCAUUCAUGCAUAGUUAUGCUCAGUCGUUGAAGCCAAGCUUCUCAUUAUGAGUUAGUAGAUAAAGCGGAAUCUUUUAUCUCAACUAUAUGCAGUGGACCUGUUAUCUGUAUAUAGAGCUGCAUAGGAAUGACAAUCUAAUUCAAAAAUAUGCAAGAUUUAUGCUUUUGUCUUAGCACAGACUGAAAUAUAAGUAAGAACACCUUUUCACUUUAAAAACGGCAAUGUUCACCUCCACAAAAACUCUGCUGAAAUUAGAGUAGUUUGCCAAAAUUUCAAUAAGGGUAUUAAGUAAUAUAUAAGUGUAACAGAGGUGUGGGAAUUUUAUUUUUUAUUUUUAAGUCUACUUGUCCAAGGGACUAAAACGAUAUUCCAAUCGUCUUGUCCUGACAUACUAAAUAAUUUCAGACUGGGGUCCUGGACGAAGACAGAGUUGUUCACUAAACUCCAAAUGUUUGCAAAUAUUUAAUUGGAAAAAACAGAAAUAAAAAAAGUCUAUCUGCCAUAACCCUACCUCUAGUACCCCUACCUCUAGUCAGUGCCCUUAGUGUGUCUGCAUUAACCCUCCCCAUUAGUGACAUAAACACAUAUACAGACAUACUGACAUACACACAAAUACAGACAUAGAUACCUACAUACUGAAAUACACACAUAUACAGACAUACAUACUGGUAUAUACAUACAUACAUACUGACAUACAUGCACACACACAUACAUACUGACGUACGUACAUACAUACACACACAUACAUACAUACUGAUAUAUACAUACGUACACAGAUACUGAUAUAUACAUACAUACAUACUGACAUAUACAUACACAUACUGACAUACAUGCACACACACAUACAUAUUCACAUGCACACACACAUACAUACACACAUACAGCUCAUUUUUCAGCCACCAUCCAGUUCCUUACCUUUUUGUUGCAGGAGGAUGGCUGGGGAUGAUGGGAGUCAGCUGCCUCUCCUCUCCUUGCGGCCUCCAGUCUGUUUCCCCCUUCCCGGGUGAAGUGAGCCCAACUUGUGGCUGCAAUUUUUAAAGGGCCCCAGUCGCACUAUUACACGGCCGCAUUGCUGACCGCGCCCCUGAACAUAUAGGGCCCAUCGGGUGGCCCAAGUAUUCAGUGUGCAGGCCCCAGUGUGAUGGUUGUCCCCUCCUGAUGGUGGCCCUGCUAUCGAUACAAGCCCUGCUGCUUCCCUGCGGUAGGGCUAAAGGCAGAUUAAAAAUGCCUGCCCGGGACAUAUAGUAUGGUGUUAGGAAUUCUGCAUCACAGGUGCAAUAUAUAUUUACAACAUCAAAGAGCUGCAAACAAAAUGUGACCCCAUUUUAAAGCGGCACUGCCAUGGCCGAAUCCAGUUUUUGUUUUGUUUUUUUAUCCCCCCUCCCGACUCCACUACAUCUAAUUGUCCCCCUUGUUACCCUCAAAUGCCCCAAGCCCCCCAUAUUACCUAUUUUUUCAUCGUUAUUUUGUACCCAGACCUAGGUCCUGGGCGCCUCCAUCUUUGUGUGGGUAGAUGAAGUCCCAGUGGGACACGUCCUCUGCCCACACUAGAUAGCGCUGUGAAAUUCCUGCGCAUGCCGAGUUAAACACUGUGUGAAUGGGAAUUUCCUCUAUUCAUUGAUUCGUCAGAAAGAUGAAUAAAUGAAUAGAAAUUUAAAACGAAUAAACAAAGACCUCUUCAUUCGUUCGUUUGGUUUAUUACAAGGAGGGAGCUACUGGCGCCCAGCUCCCGCCUUGUAAUAGGUAAAAAUAGAAGUGGCAGGGAGCAGUGCUCCCCGCCACUUCCUAAGCCCCCCAUGUCCUCCGUCACUCUAUGGGGGUGAAUAUGACCCCCAUAAUAGCAUAAGGGAGAUUAAAAUCUCCUGAAUGCCCCUACUUGCUAUGCCGUGAGUAGGGACAUGUCUAGUAAACAGUGAGCAGCCACUAGCUGAAAUACACGCUCAAGGAACAUCCUAUUUCCCCCCGUUUACUUGAAUAGCCCCCACUCGUGGGGCACAGGUGGGGGCUUGUGGGGUACACUAUGUCCCCCCAGGCUAGUUAAGAGAUCCCCCCCAUGUCCCCCCAGUGGCGGAUCCAGAGCCUGAUCUCGAGAGGGGAACUUGUAGAUUAUUUAAAUAAAAAAUCCAGGCACAAUAACCACUACAGCUCAGUGUAGUAGUUAUUGUGCCAGUAGUGCCAGGAUCCCACCCCAGUGUAAGUAGUCAUACUGUUUAAGAACAGUUUGACAACUUACCUGGGGUCUGCUGGGAUAUAGGGCAUAGGAGCAGUGGUGUGUGUUAGGGGUGAAGUGUGUGAGUGGUGAAGUGUGUGUGUGAGUGCAGCAGUGUGUGUGUUAGGGGGCAGUGUGUGUGUGUGUGAGGGUGGCAGUGUGUGUAUGGGGGCACUGUAUGUGUUUUGGGGGCAAUGUGUGUAUGGGUGGCACUGUAUGUCUUUGUGGGGCAGUGUGUGUAUGGAGGGGCACUGUAUCUAUGUGUGGGGCAGUGUGUGGAUGGGGGGCACUCUGUGUAUGGGGCGUCGUGUGUGGGGCAAUGUGUGUAUGGGGGCAGUGUUUGUUGGGCAGUGUGUGUAUGGGUGUAAAGUGUGUGUGUAUGGGGGCAGUGUGUGUAUGGGGACAGUGUUUGUAUGGGCGGGAAGGAGGGUAGGGAGGCUUUUUAAUAAUAAUAAUAAAAAAAUGUAUUUAAUAAAACAUAUAUAUUUAUGUCCCCCUUCCCUUCUUACCUUUACUGGGAGGAGGGGUGAACUCUAGCCCGCCGCUCCAGGUAACCGCGGCAACGCUCCAAAUCUCGCAAGAGGAGGACCCGGAGGAGCUGCAGGCUGAGCUCCCGGGUCCUCUCUCCUCCCUCUCCCUGCCCUGCCGGCUGUCAGCACGGUGCCUGCGGACCGGGGAGGGAGAGUUCUGAUCUCCCUCCCCGGUCCGCAGGCACAUAGCAGGGCUGGCACUUGGACAAUGCCAGCCCUGCAUUAGCUGGCAGGAGAGAGUCUCGGGGGAGGGGUGCAAUUGCCCCGUUGCCCCCGGAUCCGCCAAUGUGUCCCCCCAGGCGAGUUAUUUAUUUUAUAUUGUUUUACAACAGGGGCAGAUUAAUUACUAAUACUAAGUGAUUUUUACUCAGUAUUAGUAAAGUUGGCUGAAAGACCAGUUUAGGUCUUUCAGUCUUUUGGUAGAUAGCUCCCUGAUACCGUGGGAAUUUUGGACUUAUCUACUAAGCGGCUGCAAGAUGCUCUCAUUCUGUUAGGACGAAAUUUUGUAGUUUUGCCCGUGUUUGGGAAUAUGUAAAGGUGAGAAUUGUAGGAAAAUUUCUCUAGGAAACGGAGCACACUUUGCUCUUCUGCUGGUCAUAGAUGGUCAGGCGUAGGAAACCUCCAUGUCACAAGUAGUCCCUACUUUGUCUUUUGUUUUAAAGAAAACUAAAGCAGACAUGAAGAAAUGUAAAACAGAUCCUGGCAGAGGGAGAGAAGAGGAAUCGAUUAAAUAAAGGUAAGUUAGGCAUGACAGUGCCGCUUUAAUGAGUGAAGUCACAAUAUUCACCUUUGAGACUGCUUAUCACUUCAGCUCUGGCAGGGUUAUUUACAGACAUGAAAAUUCAGAAUAAGUUCAAAGUGAAUUUCAGAUUUAAGGAAAAAAAGGCAAAUCAGAAGCAUAGCUGAUUUAGAAGGUUUUUUCCGGUUUGCCUAUUUUGACCUUAAAAUUUGAAAUUGUCUUUGCAUUAACCUUGAAUUCUCACUUUAGUGAAUAACUGCAUAGUACAAAAAAUCCUAAUGCAAACUAAAUGGGUGAUGGCAGAAAUCAGUUCUAGAAGCAGACUAAAUAUUUCUGGAGUUUGUACUCAGCAGGACAUGUUCCACAAAUGGACCAUGUUCUUUCACAGCUGUUCCCAGCAGUAUCUCUAGUCAGUCAUCUAUACUUAGUGAAGACCUUUUGCGUGUAUAGCAUCAUAUCCAUGUGAGUGUCCCUUUAUGUGUGGCUAUAUAUAUAUACAUUUUUUUGGGAUAUCCACAUUUUCUGUGGAUGUUGUAUAUAUAUUUUUUUCUUGAUAUAGAGAUGUGUGUGCGUGCGCAUAUAUGUAUGUAUAUAUAGAUGCAUGUGCAUGCAUGUAUGUGUAUACACAUACACAUUCUUUCUCAGGUAUUGUAUAUUCUUGAUUUCACCUUUUUAUGGGUGGUAUAUAUAGAUCCACACUUUUCUUAUACCUUUUGUGGGGAUGAUAUGUUGCAUUUAUGACAUUUUUAUAUAUAGAUAGUGUUGCCUUAAUUGUGAUUCCUCUUAAUUGUGAUUCCUCUAUAUAUAAUCCUUUUGGUAUUUGUGAUACUUACAUAUAUAUAUAGACACUGUUGUGUUUACUUUUAUAUUUACUUUUAUAUUUCUUUGCAGAUUAUUAUUAUUUAUUUUUUAUAUUGUGUAUUCUGUAUAUUUUACAUUGGGUAAAGUUUAUAUAUCAUAAGAGAUAGCCCCCCCUUUUUCGCCCAACUUGGGACGCCCUGUUUUCCUUACAGCCGAUUGGCUGCUUGGUCUUCCGUGCGUUCCACGGUGGAACACGGAAGUACCGCUAAUGAUAUUGUAUUGUGUGCUAUGGACGUUAUGCGUUCCAGUAUGGAACGCGGAAGUGAGUUCUUUUUCUACAUCCGUCUGAAAAGAUCAUCUCGUCCAACCAAUCAAAAUGAGGCAAGACCGAAACCCGGAAGUGAAGGUUUUUCCGCGGUAAUUUCAAGAUUGUUUGGAGGCUUAUAA